AUGGAUGAAGGGAGCCUCAGGUUUAAGAAGGUUGAUUUGGGGAAGGAAGAUGUCUCCACCAUAACUAUAUAUUUUGAUCCGAUCGAUUUGUCAGCGCUGGCAGAUGCGGCUCCAGUUACUAUCACGGUACCUGGGCUAAUUCCUUAUGACAAUGAUGAUGCGGUACCAUGGGACUAUGGUGGAGAGGUUUACUAUAAUGGGGAGAAGCAGGAAGAUCAGGAUGCAGCCGUAAAGAUCCCUACCAAGAAAGCUUCCGUCGAAGCGUCACCAGGUGCUGCUAAGAAACCUUCGACAAAGGUAAGUCGAAAGCCCCCACCAGUCCAAAAAAGAAAGAAAGAAGAGAAGAAAGAAGAGGAGAAAGUUUCCAAUGAAGAAUCUGGUGAUGAAUCUCCAGAGCCAAACCCCCCUCCUCAGAAGAAGACAAAAAUCAAGAGGGUCUCUUUCCAAAGAUCCAUUGUUAAGUCAGCUAAAAAAGAUUCUUCAAGUACUCCAACUGCCAAACUUCAGUCGAAGGAUACAGAGAGUGGGAAAUCUAGUUUUAAUACUUAG
Lathyrus oleraceus (garden pea) is the source of this 549-nucleotide messenger RNA. RefSeq lists its product as uncharacterized. Lineage: Eukaryota; Viridiplantae; Streptophyta; Magnoliopsida; Fabales; Fabaceae. Bases 1 to 549 code for a protein of 182 amino acids. The record is from RefSeq and is a predicted model, not a curated record. The transcript is spliced from 3 exons.